This is a messenger RNA of Camellia sinensis, 2108 nucleotides long. The record is from RefSeq and is a predicted model, not a curated record. NCBI's taxonomy places the organism in Eukaryota, Viridiplantae, Streptophyta, Magnoliopsida, Ericales, Theaceae.
AUCGGUUGGGUUACUAACAAUUUUCAAACUUUAUGUUAAAAAAAAAAGAAAAAGGAGUCCUCGAUUAACGAUUUCGGACACUUUUCCUGAGAGAUCGUCAAACCAGAUCGCCCACCAUUUUUCAACCCAACCACAAUCCCUACCAGAAUUUCUCAACUCAUACACAGAAUCAGCGACUCUCUCUCUCUCUCUCUCUCUCUCUCUCAAACAUAUCGAUCUUGUUCCAUGUCUUCUAUUCUUUUGCUUCUGGCUCUGUUUCUGUUGAUCUUCGAAGCUUUUCCAUCAUCAUCGGCUUCAAUUGGAUCUCGUUCAAUUCUCAGAGCUGUCGUCACUAACAACGGCGAUCAACCUGACUUCGCCGUCGAAUUGAACGCCACGAAUUUCGAUGCUGUUCUCAAGGACACACCAGCUACAUACGCCAUUGUUGAAUUCUUCGCUAACUGGUGCCCAGCUUGCAGAAAUUAUAAGCCGCAUUAUGAAAAGGUAGCGAGGCUUUUCAAUGGACCUGAAGCAGUUCAUCCAGGGAUCAUAUUGAUGACAAGGGUAGACUGUGCAUUGAAGAUAAAUAACGAACUUUGUGAUAAGUUCUCUGUGGGUCAUUAUCCUAUGCUAUUAUGGGCACCUCCUAAUAAAUUUGUUGCUGGUGGUUGGAAACCUAAUCAAGACAAAAGUGAGAUAUGUGCCAUUGAUGAUGGACGGACAGCUGAUCGCUUGCUUAACUGGAUUAACAAGCAAAUGGGCAGCUCGUUUGGCUUGGAUGAUGAGAAAUAUGAGAAUGAGCUUCUCCAAUCAAAUGUGUCAGACCCUGGACAGAUUGCACGUGCUGUGUAUGAUGUUGAGGAGGCAACAUCUUCUGCCUUUGAUAUAAUCUUAGAUCACAAGAUGAUCAAAUCAGAGACUCGGGCAUCACUUAUAAAAUUUCUUCAACUUCUUGUGGCUCAUCAUCCAUCGAGGAGGUGCCGAAAGGGAAGUGCAGAAUUCCUUGUCAACUUUGAUGAGUUGUACCCACUAGAUAUUUUGUCAGCCAACAAACAGGAAUCCAUCAAUGUUACCGGAAAGGGUGCACUUGAGAAUUUCCAGAUUUGUGGAAAAGAAGUUCCUCGUGGAUAUUGGGUGGUUUGCCGUGGAAGCAGUAAUGAUACUAGGGGCUUGAGUUGUGGAUUAUGGGUUCUAUUGCAUUCGCUUUCCGUAAGAGUUGAAGAUGGGGAGAGCCAAUUGGCAUUCACAACUAUUUGUGAAUUCAUCCACGACUUCUUCAUAUGCGAGGAGUGCCGCCAACAUUUUUAUGAAAUGUGUUCCAGUGUCUCUACUCCUUUCAACAAAACCCGUGACUUUGUUCUCUGGCUGUGGAGUGCACAUAACAAAGUCAACGAGAGAUUAAUGAAAGAAGAAUUGUCUCUUGGAACCGGCGAUCCUCAAUUCCCAAAGCGCAUAUGGCCUUCAAAACAGCUUUGCCCUUCUUGUUAUCUCUCUCGAAGCCAGGAAAACAAUGGUGGUGUUCAGAUUGAUUGGGAUCACAAUGAGGUUUUCAAGUUCUUGGCUAGCUACUAUGGAAACACGCUUGUGUCUCUGUACAAGAGGAAGGGGCUUCUCAGUGAUGGUGGGACAGACGGGGCUCUUGUGGAGGACUUGGCAGCCUCAACAAAUGCAAUUGUGGUGCCUUUGGGGGCUGCAUUGGCAAUCGCUGUUGCCAGCUGUGCAUUUGGAGCACUCGCUUGCUUCUGGCGCUCGCAGCAGAAGAAUAGGAAGCCAAGGAGAAGCUGGAAUUGAGGUUGUUAAAAGGACAGAUUUCACAUGGCCGUCAAUUUUAACGCACACAAACAGAGAAAUUCGAGUGCUGAAUAGGAACCUAAACAAUCACCAUUUUAACACAUAGUCUGCUUGAGGUCUUCUUCUCUAUCCUUUCACCUUUGCUUUUUGAUUAUAUAAUGUGGAAUUGUACAGGUUUAUAUACUUACAUUUGGAUUCAAACAAUCCCAUAGCCCAGAGUCACUUGUUUUUGUGCCCUUUUUUUUGUUUUUUUGUUUUGGGUGAGUGUUCAUUGUAUGAAUAUGUGCAAACCAUAAAUAUGAUGAUUUAUAGAGCUGAUUACAAUUUUUUAUUUUCCA